AAAGCAGGGAUGUCUAUUUAAAAAGGGGAGUGGGCAGUGAGGGAACAGAUUGUGAAGCAGACAGGGACGGAGACACUGGCUCUUUCUCUCUCUCUCUCUCUCUCUCACUGAUAGUCCAGGAGCUGCAGGUUUUACAACUUUUUCCAGCAGAGAACUUUGAAAACUGUAUUUGCAAUUUUGCAAAAAGAGUGUUUUUAAAAGGAAGGAGAAAAUAAAGGGCAAUUUGAAAACUUUUGUUUGGAUGCAAAGUUUUGGAGAAGUUUUUGGAAAGUUGGCGAAUACUUUUGUUGUGUUGUUUGCUGUGCGUUCAGGAGGUUUGGUGCCUGUCUCUGGGAGUUGCUGGGACUGGUCAUGUUAUUGUGGGCUCUCUUGCUGUUCUCCCUGGCUCUGUACAGCCGAUGCCAGGCACUGGGGCCGAUGGUGAACUGUGAGCCGUGUGAUGAGAAGACAGAGUCCCUGUGCCAGGCACAGCCUGUGGGUUGCCAGCUGGUAAAGGAACCAGGCUGCGGUUGCUGUCUGACCUGUGCCCUGACCGAGGGCCACAGCUGCGGCGUCUACACCGAGAUCUGCGGCACCGGCCUCAAGUGCCUGCCCAAACCGGACGAGGAGAAGCCGCUCCAUGCCCUGCUGCACGGCCGUGGGAUCUGCCUGCCGGCCAGGAGUUACCGACACAGCCAGGAGGAGGCAGCCGCUGCCCCGCCGCCAGUGAAGGAGCCUCCUGAGAGUGAGCAGACGAUUUCUCUGGACACAGCUGAGGAAGGUUACAGUUCCAAUCCACUGCCCAAAAAGCACAGUCGCUUGUCCAACCAGAAGGUGGAAGCAUUGAAGAAAGAUCGUAAGAAGAGGCUGCAUAUUUCCAAAAUCAUUUCCUCCUCUGAGAACAUGUCCCACGACCGACGUCUCCCUGGUCACAAGCACGAAUCAGAACUUGGUCCAUGCCGCCGACAAAUGGAAGUGGUGCUGCAAAAUCUGAAGAAAGCUGCCUACCUGAGUCCACAUGAGGUUUAUAUUCCGAACUGUGACCGUAAAGGCCUGUACAAAAGGAAACAGUGCAAGCCCUCGAAGGGGAAACGGCGGGGCCUAUGCUGGUGUGUGAAUAAGUAUGGAUUGAAGUUACCUGGCUCUGAUUUCAAGCACAGUGACUUUCAGUGUCACAGCUUUGAGAGCGACUGAUGUCGUUGUGUUUUUUUAAAACCCGCAGCACCACGUCUGGCUCCUCUCUAACCAACUGAGCAUCUACUCGCCAGCUGGUUGGCUGACUACAGACUGUAAACUUUUUGGCAGUGAGUGCAUCAAAGUAUAAUAAUUUAAACAAAAAUUGUAUGUUAUGAUUUUUCGGGGCAUCGGAUUGGUUGAACCUGCGUGAGCUUCUGUUUUUUGGCUUUUCAAUCUCUACCAAAGAAACACGUUUCGAUUCUGAUUGGUUUUGGAAAGAAAAUGCUGGAGGAUGGGGCACUUGUGUCGUGUUUUUAAACCACGUGCCCUUUUUUAUCACGAUUUAAGGAGAUCUUCACCCAUCCAAGAAAUGCACUUAAAGAAAGCUCCUGGACCUUCAUCCCGAUUUUUCACAAGAUGCUACAAUCCAACACAUCCAUCCUAUUGAGCUGCAGAGAUCUGGAUUGGAUGAGGGACUGGGGACAUCCAUUAUCUAGAGUGACCUCCUCCUUACUUUCAUCUGAUGGCCUGCAGGAGCUGGGGGCAGG
Messenger RNA from Rhincodon typus (whale shark), 1703 nucleotides. RefSeq names its product insulin-like growth factor-binding protein 5. The record is from RefSeq and is a predicted model, not a curated record. The transcript is spliced from 4 exons. Bases 352 to 1173 code for a protein of 273 amino acids. Gene Ontology annotation, biological process: regulation of insulin-like growth factor receptor signaling pathway. Gene Ontology annotation, molecular function: insulin-like growth factor I binding; insulin-like growth factor II binding; fibronectin binding. Gene Ontology annotation, cellular component: extracellular region. Lineage: Eukaryota; Metazoa; Chordata; Chondrichthyes; Orectolobiformes; Rhincodontidae.